Molecule: messenger RNA, 513 nt
Organism: Ostertagia ostertagi
Lineage: Eukaryota; Metazoa; Nematoda; Chromadorea; Rhabditida; Trichostrongylidae
Source: the annotation of a GenBank genome assembly
AUGUCCUUCCAUCCACCACUUCGGCCUGACGUAAGAGCCGAAACCUCCCAAGGAAUGGAUGAAAUCCUUCUGUAUUUCACGGCUAGCCUCGGUGUACUUCUGCCGGGCAUUGUCUAUGUCAUCUAUCACAAAAAAAAAGAACAACAACGAAUUGCUGAAGAAGCCGCUCGUUCUGAAGUUGCCAUUAUUCCUAUAUGUACCGAAGAUAGUGCCGCUCAACGAUUUGUCACUCAUUUGGAAUCGGCACUGAAAUCUGAACUGGUCAAUCCGCCCAUUUUAUGGCCAAUAAUAUCUCUAAACAGUAAAGAGUUGGCUGGUUUCAAGGGAUUUUGCCUGUUUGUCGUCGAAACGCUAUCUGGAGGCGCUGCCUUGCCGUCGUGUGAAUGGUUUCUGGAGUGGCUUGAAGACGUGGCGGCGGACGCGAAGCAGAAGAAGAAGGCGAAUUUCGAGGCUUUGAAGUUCAUUAUCGUCGGUUUUGGUUCAAGCGAUGACGGAGAGACUCAUUUCAAUCGG